This is a messenger RNA of Parasteatoda tepidariorum (common house spider), 1463 nucleotides long. Lineage: Eukaryota; Metazoa; Arthropoda; Arachnida; Araneae; Theridiidae. The record is from RefSeq and is a predicted model, not a curated record.
CUUCCGUUUCCUUCAAUGUUGACACAUCCGCUGAAGGCGCAGUUGUCUAGUUGCGGUUCCAUAAGAUGAUUUGUGAUAAACACUGCUGUAUACAUAAAAGUUUUAAUAAAGGGAUUAAUUAUCGAUGAAGAUGCAUGACAAUUAGUGUAAAAUGGCUGCAGCAGUAGAUGGAAUAAAGCGGUGGAUUUGUCCAACUGAUCGAGAGCUUUCCCUGCGGGCGAAAUUGAAUGCUGGCUGGUCAAUACAUAGUCAAGACUACUUUCAUAAACCGGAGCCAAUAUUAGAAUGCGAGCUUCGAGCUAUUGAAAAUGUCAUCCUGCGAGCAAAAGAAAUUGAUAUAACAGAUAAAGAUAGGAUUAGAAAAAUGAUCUGUAAGUUAGAAAAUAUGAGAAGGAACUCUGUUGGCGAUGGAAAAACAACUUGUUCCAUGUGUGGAGUAACUUUUGGCUGGUUACGUUCCUCUAGCAUACAAUGCUCUGACUGUUCUAUGGCCGUUUGUGAGAAAUGUCGAAUAGAUAUACACAGUGCAUUUGAAGAAAGCAUUCUUUGCAAAAUAUGUUCAGAGCAAAGAGAACUGUGGAAAAAGUCGGGUGGAUGGUUCUAUGGAGCACUUCCCCACGUUGAAAACUUGAAUUGUGAAGAUCUUAAAUGUUACCAACAAGGUGGUUCAGAAACUUGGGAACACAGAGCCAGGGACAUUGUACGCUUGGAGAGUUUUGAAGCACCAGAGCAAACUGGCAGUAAAAUGUUUUAUAAGACUUGGGCAAUUAACUCUAGUCCAGAUCCCACGUAAGUACUAUAUCGAAUUCAAAAACUUCCCUUAUCAAUGAGCCUCAAAUAUCCUUCUUUCAUCUUGGUGAUCAUGUGACUAUCUCCACAGAGGUACGGAUUCUGAGAAUCCUGAGGCUUAUGGUCUUAAUAUGAUGUCAGCCCGCCAUAGAUGGCAGCUUGCACAAGCAUGGGGAGGUUUUUCAUGAGUUUUUGAUAAGUGACCUUAGGAGUUGACGUCCAGGCGUUCAUCACAGUGUAGUGAUGAACGCUUGGUGUGAGUGCUGGUAGUAAUUUGGUAAUCUCAUGGGAUUUAGAUUUGGCAUCCAUUUUUGAACACCCAUCUUUUCACACGAUGGCUGCGCAAGUAUCGAUGCAUGAAUGGAGCAGUUAUCCUGUUGGAAGAGAAAUUGGCUUUCUACCAAAAUAUUACCACAGAUCUGGAACAACAGGAUUGUCCAGAGUUUAAGAACUAAGGGACCCAGGCCAAAUCCUUGAAAACUCCCCUCCCACCAUGGUUUUCUUUUUUAGGAAGGGAGGCCAGAUAUUUUUGGCCAGUUAUAGUCUAUCCCUAAAUUAAAAUGUUUGUCUCAAUUGUUUGCAGAAGGCAUCUUAUUCAUCUGCAAAAAAUCUCAUAAUUCUUAUCCAAUGGAAUACAAUGCAUAUAUGUAGUAAAAAUUGAUGUACAGACUUUA